UGAAAACUAUCUGCCAACAAGUGUGAUUUUGCACAAUCCAACGAUAAUUUGUUUAUCUGGCUCUUUAAAAAGAAAAAAGAGAAAGAAGAGGGAGAACCAGAGUAACCCUUUGGACCCGCCCUUUUUCUCACAUCAUGAGACAGUGGUGGGCGUGGCCUUUUUCAGAAAGGGGAGGGGUUGUUUGAGCGCGUUCAGGUUUGUCUGCGUGUACGUGCGUGUCCUCCUCCCUUGGCCGCAUGACAUGAGCUGCCCUACAGUCUUUGCUGCCACUGUUUUUGCCUCCUCCUCCUCCUCCUCCUCUCUUCUUCCUCCUCCUCCUCCUCUUCUUCCUCCUCUUGCCUCAGUCAGUCUGUCCAGCCUGGGAAUGUUGACCGACGUGGCCUGAUCCAGCGCCGGCCAGUGUCCUUCGUCUUCGGACAGUCAGUGUUUUUUGUCCGCCUGCCUGCCCCGAACGGCUCCGUUUCUAAACUAAAGGCUCUGAACUGUCCAUUGGAUUCUGAAACUGAUCCAACCAGACAAAUUGCCCAAAAGUUCUGAGGAACGCUAAACAUGGCUGUGGCCAGAUGUCCAGAUUAUUUCCUGCAUCAUCCAAAUUAUCAGCAGGACAAUAUAGACCGGUCCUCCAGCCACAGACAGGCUGAUCUCAUUCGUCCAAGCUUCCAGCAGUCGGCCGACCAGAGUUCUCCAAGCCAUCAAGAGGAUGACGUGGACUUGGAGGCCCUGGUGAAUGAUAUGAACUCCUCCCUGGAGAGCCUGUACUCCUCCUGCAGCGGUCCGCAGACAGAGUCGACUCCGCUCCUACAUAAUGGACAGUCCUCUUCCUCACACCACCAUCAUCACCAUCAUCAUAUCCAACACAACCAGGCACGGCAGCUUCAGCAGCCACAGGUGUUAAGCCACACUUCCCCAGAGUUGCCUUCCUCCUCCUCACUGUCAGCAGAUCUGCCCAGGACCAGCCUCAGAAGGUCACAGCCCAUGCACAUCCUCGCUGUCAGGAGGCUACAAGAGGAGGAGCUGCAGCUCAGAACGUCGUCUCUCCCAGCCAUCCCAAACCCCUUCCCGGAGCUGUGCAGUCCUGCAAGCUCACCUGUUCUCAGCCCUGGGUCACUGCCCCCUGGAGACCCCACUACAGGCAAACAUAUUGUGAAGAUCUUCAGCGAGGAUGGCGUUGGUAAAGUCGUCGAGAUCCCAGCUGACAUGAUGGCCAGGGACCUGUGCCAGCUCCUGGUGUAUAAAAGCCAUUGUUUGGAUGACAACAGUUGGGUGCUUGUUGAACACCACCCACUACUGGGGCUAGAGCGCUGUCUAGAGGACCAUGAGUUGGUGGUUCAAGUCCAGGCCUCCAUGAACAGUGACGGUAGAUUCCUCUUCAGGAAGAACUAUGCCAAAUAUGAAUUCUUCAGAAACCCCUUGACGUUUUUCCCAGAGCACAUGGUAGCGUGGUGCCAGGAAACCAAUCAUACAAUUCCACCAUCUCAGCUACUUCAGAACUUCCUUUCAACCAACACCUGUCCAGAAAUACAGGGUUAUCUUUACAUCAAGGAGGUGGGUCGGAAGUCGUGGAAGAAAGUUUACAUGUUCCUGCGCCGCUCAGGACUCUACUGCUCUACAAAAGGAGCCUCAAAGGAACCCAGGCAUUUGCAGUUACUAGCAGACCUGGAGGACAGCAACAUCUUCACUGUUAUCACAGGCAAAAAGCAGCAUAGUGCGCCCACAGACUUUGAGUUCUGCAUCAAACCUAAUAAAUCCAGAGGGGAAAUGAAGGAGCUGAGGAUGCUGUGUGCAGAGGAUGAACAGAGCCGGACCUGCUGGAUGACUGGUUUCAGACUCUUUAAGUAUGGGAUUAUUUUGUAUCAGAACUAUAAAUUGCCUCAACAAAGGAAACCCCUGCUUUCACCCUUCUCAGCUCCUGUGAGGAGUGUAUCGGAGAACUCCCUUGUGGCCAUGGAUUUCUCUGGGAGGAUAGGGAGGGUGAUUGACAACCCAGUUGAAGCUCAGUGUGCUGCCAUGGAGGAAGGUCACACGUGGAGGAGGACUCAGCGAAUGAACGUUAUUGGCUCCCAAAGUCCGUUGCACCACUCUACAUUAAAUUCAGUCAUCCACAUUGCUCAGCUUUGGUACUAUGGCAGGAUAACCAGAGAAGAGUCCCAUCGAAUUAUUCACCAGCAGGGACAAGUGGACGGGCUGUUCCUGGUUCGAGUCAGCCAGAGUAACCCCAAGGCGUUUGUGCUCACAUUGUGCCAUCAUAAGAAAAUAAAACAUUUCCAGAUACUACCAUGUGAAGAGGAUGGCCAGGUCUUCUUCAGCCUUGAUGACGGUGUAACAAAGUUCACCGACCUGAUUCAGUUGGUGGAGUUCUACCAGCUAAACAGAGGAGUUUUGCCUUGUAAACUCAAACACCCGUGCACCGUGGUGGCCUUAUGACACCUUCAGUUCAUCUGACUCCAUAACCCCCUUGACACUUGAUCUAACUCUGCCUAAAUCAAACACAACAAGGAGAACCCCUUGGGUCGGUGGGUUCCUCUUGUUCGAUUUUUUUCUUUGUGUGUGUGUUUUUAGAAGCUGGUGAAUUUGACUGGUCUACUUUUUCUAUUUUUGUCGUGCGUCUGCUGGAGACUGCUUGGAAUUUUGGUGCUUUUGCAUGGAGCUUUUUUUGAGGAGACAGAUGCACAAACUUGCUCAUGAGGUUUACUCCCCCAAGAAAGAGAAAGCUUAAGGAAAUGAGCACUGCCAUUUGUGUCGACACUGCUGCGAAAUGUCUUACUUUUUCUUUUUUUUUUUGCCACCAGUGUGCAUCAGCAAGCAUGAGAGUACAGACUAGACAAUCAGCGAGCCGAGCUGUCACAUCUGUACCAGACCAAUCCCUACCAGUGUCAUUCAAACGUCUCAUUGACUUGAUUUAGACUCCAAGAUCACAUUUCACUGUAAAUGUUUUAGUCUCUUGUCAUUGACUUUUCUGAAGUGGGUGCAGCCUUUGAUAUUGCAUGACGUCUCAACUUUUACUUGACAGCUACAAUGUGCUUCUGCCCUCUAGUGUCAAAGUCUUGCAUUGACAUGUCCGAUUUCAACCCAUUCGAAGGCACCAGCAGGUUUUAUUUAAAUCUGUGUCAGGAUUGAAAAGCUUCAUAUUUUGAGGACAUUCAUCUGUUUUUGCAAGAUAAUUUUUUUUUUGCUGUUGAACCUUUUAGAGAUGUGUCUUCUCAUUUAUUUUUGUAUGUUUGUUCUUUAAUAAUUUGCAGCUUCUGUCUUCUGUUUCAAAUUCUAAAUGUCUGCACCAUGUCUGGGUAUUUGCAGCAUUUAAUUUUUUUAAAUAAGCUACAUCAGAAUCGUGAUGGUUGUUUUGAUCGUCACUCGAUGUUUUUAUAGUCUUGAAACCGCCGCAGGAACAUGCAUCGAAUCAAUGUGUCAAAUGUGGAGCUAUAAAUGUAAGGCAGAGAUCGUUUGAAAGCUGAAAAGAAUUUCAAAUCCAGUAGAGAAAAUAUUUAUAUUUUUCCUUUUUUUGUGUAGUUUAUUUAUUUAAUUUUUUGUUUCUCUGUUGCAGCUAAAUGGAGAGAUUUUAUUAGUGGAAUUUCAGUGCAGGCAAUGCUUAUCGUCGCAUCAAACCCAUUCAAUCGGAAAAUAAAAAAGCAGAUCCUUUUGAAGGUUUUAACUUAAAAGUGUCUCAAAAUUCCAAACCAGUUGGUUUUGAUGAGUGUCUCUACAAAUGCUGUGGGGAACAUUGGCCCUGUUCUUUGACCCUCUCCUCCUCAUACAUGUUGCACACGUUACUCAGCCAGUGACAAGCUGUCAAAAAUGGAUUAGAAUGUUCUAAAUAUAUACCAGAGCCCUCUUUUUAGCCCUCCGCUAGCUUUCGGUAGUCGGGAUUACGUAUGCCGAAAGAAAUAUUAUUGAGAUUUUAGCAUUUCAGAUUUAUUAUAUGCCCUUUAAGUGCUAAAAGAAAUCACCUGGGUCCACAUCAUUGAUAGUAACAAUCUUGAGCUCCCAGACGUCAUAUUUGACACAUUUCUGCUUCCGUUCACAGCAGAAAAGCGACAGCUAACAUGUUCCAGGAGGUUGACGUCUUUUUCCGAUAAAUACAUGCUACGUCAAUAAGGAAAAAACAAUUUUUUAUGAUUAUUAUGUAAAGAUUUCUGGAGAAAAUAUAUCCUGUAAAACCAUUUUUACCCCAAUUUUACGAAAAUGAACUUUUUUCUUAAACGUGUUUGUCAAGGUAGAUAGUCCAACUGAAAAAUCCUUAUUGUGUAUCCGCAACACUCAAAUUUUAUUUACAAAUCGUGCUUCAAAAAGAUAGAAAUGUUGUGUUCAAAGUUGGGUGUGCAGAAAAGCAGCAAUAAAUUUACAUUCUGUGCAAAGUUCCCAUUAUUUAUCUAAGAUGAUGCAUUGAUGUAUUUUUUUUUUUUUUUUUUUUUUUGCUUCUAUUGUUGCAGCAGGUUGUAUUUAUUUAUCUGGGACGUUUCUGAUAACUUGAAAUUUUGAGAUUUAGCAGCGCUGUUUUUUUUUUCUCUUACCAUAAAAUCAUUAUUCACUAUUGUAAUUGUAAUGUCAUAGCUUAUAUUGACCUUAUUUUUUUGGUUUUGUUAUAAUGAUUUGAUCUGAAGUGGUGUUUAAAGCACACUGACACCAGUCGUGUUACGUUUGUCAUUCCAAGAGAUGACGAGUGGAAUGUUGUACAUUUGAAAGAAAAAAAACAGGGUUUUACAAAACAAAAAUGUUUCUAAAUAGAGUUUUCAACCCCUUUAAUCAGUCUUUUCUUUUCGCCCUGCUUUGCUGAAAAUGUUAUCAUAAAUGACCACCAGGUGUCGCACUGCAGCAACAGAAUGUUGCUCUGAAUUCAACUGAUCCAAAAUCUUGACUAAUGAGGAGAGAAUGGCUCAAAGAUUUCACUUUCUGAGUAAAAAUGAGCUUUACCUGGAGUCGGAUUGUGUUCCUAAAAUUUCGACUGUUAGAGAAAAAGUGAAAACUAAUCAUUAAAACCAGCAUCUAACAUUUAAAUACCACCUGCCAUUUCAACCUGCUUCUUUUUAGAGGUUUCUUUUAAAACUUGUAAUGAAAUGAGAUGGCAGGCUUGCGUGCUGAAAAAAACGUUAUGUUCUUUCUUUUAUCAUUUGUCUUUUGUUGAUUUUUAAAAGAAAAAAUAUAGAAAGAAAAGAUGAUCAAUAAAGCUACAAGAGGUAAACAUUUUUCAAACUUUUCUUUUAUGAAUUUGCGUGUACAAAAGAAAUGUAAAGACGUAGAUGUAGAACAAACAGAAGUGAAAACAAUGAAAUUUAACCGCCUCUGCAGAUGCUGCAAACAAAAAUCAGCCCUUCGUGUUAAAUCAAACUUAAAACUAACAUUUAAGAAACAUAAAAAGAUAUUAGUGGAUCAUAUAUUUUUAAAUGUUUUAGUGAAAUGAUCAGACAUGUUGUCCACUGAGAUGCAGUCUGACCUGCGGAUCUCAAACGAGUUCUUGAAAUUACGGCGAUUUUAAAUUUCGCUGAUGUUUGUCAGGUCUGUUAAGGUAGCUCUCACAUUUGGGUCAAAGCUGUGGAGAGGUCUGUCUGUACAUCGUGCGAGGGGAGUAAUCCGGUAGUGAGCACAUUGACAAAAGUAAUAUAAGAUUGUUUGGUAAUUUAGCCCUAACGACAUUUUGUGCACCUCAGAAGUAAGAAUAAGCGUUAUUAGACAUUGCUAGUCGGACGGAACAAACUUUUUUUUAACUUUUUGUGGGUUUAAUUAGAUGGAACUUGUAUUUCAUUUGCACAGCCCGUCUGCUUAAUGAAUACUUGAAAUCAUAUUUGCAGAAGAUAUAUUUGUGGUAGCUCAGGCUGAUUCGAUGACAAAUAGUCAACAAAAAUGAUGCCCUCACAGUAACUUUGACUUUUUGUUUUUGUUUUUUUUGCAUUAGAAAAUCUGAUUUGGUAGAUCUGUUGCUGAAUUACUGACAUGCAUCCCUGAAAUCAGUUGAAGCACAAUGUCAGUUUGGUAGGCGGUUCAUUUGUAACUGCAUUUGGUGCCUCUGAUGACCUCUAUUGUCUGCACGGACACGACCGAACUCACAGACUGGGUGACGUAGCAUUUUCAAUGAAUACUUUAUAAAUGCAGUUGGCGUAUUUUGAACUGCACUUUUCUUUGAAUGAACGCUUGCCUUUUUUGGCUGCAGUUUGAGCGUACAGAAACCUUUGGAGCUCACAGUCAGUUGGCCCUGAUCCUGCAAAGAUGGCUGGUCUCUUAUCUUUUGACUUUUGUGCAUUUAAAAACAAAAACAAAACAAAUGAAAAACAAAAAAAGUCGCAAUGAAAGCUAGAAUGGUUGGACAAUUUCAAAUAUAUCUCAAUAUGAAAACACAUAUUUCAGGGAAUGCAGCAACGGAAAGCAGCAACUUGUCUCUUUUUGUGAGAGAAAGCUCCUGUAUUCAACAUGUGCUUUGCUUCAAUCUGUAAAUAGUUGAAUGGCUUAUAAGUUUUACUUGUAACCUUUUCAGGUAUUUUUGUACAAAUAAGGGACUGAUAUAUUCUGUUUAUUGUUAUUAGAAUAAAUCAUUAAUACCUUGAUAUAUAAAAUAAAAAA
Molecule: messenger RNA, 6549 nt
Organism: Oryzias latipes (Japanese medaka)
Lineage: Eukaryota; Metazoa; Chordata; Actinopteri; Beloniformes; Adrianichthyidae
Gene: grb10b
Product: growth factor receptor-bound protein 10b
Biological process (GO): insulin receptor signaling pathway; negative regulation of Wnt signaling pathway; negative regulation of insulin receptor signaling pathway
Molecular function (GO): insulin receptor binding
Source: RefSeq, a predicted model, not a curated record